AGCCUUUAGAAGACAAUGUCUUUACCUACUGACACCUGCUUCUCUAUUUGUGUUUUGCUUGUAGCCCUGGAGAGGAAAAUAUCCAUGAGGCAAAGCAGAGAGGAGCUGAUAAAGCGAGGGGUCUUGAAGGAAAUCUAUGAUAAAGAUGGGGAGCUCUCCAUAUCGAAUGAAGAUGACUCCUUGGAAAACGGGCAGUCUCUAAGCGCCAGCCAGCUGUCUCUGCCUGCCCUGUCCGAAAUGGAGCCAGUUCCGAUGCCCAGGGAUCCCUGCUCCUAUGAGGUGCUCCAACCUUCAGACAUCAUGGAUGGGACAGUGUCUGAAGAGAGUCCCUCUGCCAGUGAGUCUGGAGUCCUCCUGUCCCAAGAUCCUUCAGCCAAACCAGUCCUGCUCCUGCCCCCAAAAAAACCUGCUGCUUUCUCUGGAGACCAUGAAGAGACCCCAGUGAAGCAGCUGUCCCUUCUCAAGCAACCCCCUGCCCUGCCUCCCAAACCCACUGCCAGGAUUGCCAACCACUUAACAGAUCCUGGCGCCCCUGUGAAAUUGCCUUGUCUGCCAGUGAAACUGUCGCCUCCGCUACCUCCAAAGAAAGUCAUGAUCUGUAUGCCUGUAGGGGGGCCAGACCUCUCCCUGCCAUCCUACGUGGCUCAGAAGAGUGGCCAGCAGGGCGGGGCCCAGCACCACCACACGGUCCUGCCGUCCCAGAUCCAGCACCAGCUGCAGUAUGGCAGCCUCGGCCCGCAUCUCCCCUCCACCACCGGCUCCCUCCCCAUGCACCCCUCGGGCUGCAGGAUGAUAGACGAGCUGAACAAAACCCUGGCCAUGACCAUGCAGAGGCUGGAAAGCUCUGAGCAGCGGGUCCCCUGUUCCACUUCUUACCACAGCCCUGGUUUGCACUCGGGUGAUGGUGUCACAAAAGCAGGACCUCUGGGCCUUCCGGAAAUAAGACAAGUGCCAACUGUUGUGAUUGAAUGUGAUGACAAUAAAGAAAAUGUGCCUCAUGAAUCAGACUACGAAGACUCUUCUUGCCUGUACACGAGAGAAGAGGAGGAGGAGGAAGAGGACGAGGAUGACGACAGCUCAUUGUAUACCAGCUCCCUGGCCAUGAAGGUGUGCAGAAAGGACUCCUUAGCCAUCAAACUCAGCAACAGGCCCUCCAAGCGAGAGCUAGAAGAAAAGAACAUCCUCCCCAGGCAGACAGAUGAAGAGAGACUGGAGCUGAGGCAGCAGAUUGGCACCAAGCUCACCAGGCGCCUGAGCCAGAGGCCAACUGCAGAGGAAUUGGAGCAGAGGAACAUUUUGAAACCUCGGAAUGAACAAGAGGAACAAGAGGAGAAAAGAGAGAUCAAGAGGAGGCUAACUCGAAAGCUCAGCCAAAGGCCCACAGUGGAAGAACUUCGGGAAAGGAAGAUCCUCAUCCGCUUCAGCGACUAUGUGGAGGUGGCUGACGCUCAGGACUAUGACCGCAGGGCCGACAAGCCGUGGACCCGCCUCACCGCUGCCGACAAAGCUGCCAUUCGAAAGGAGCUCAAUGAAUUUAAAAGCACUGAAAUGGAAGUUCAUGAAUUGAGUAGACAUUUAACAAGGUUCCACCGACCUUAACCGUCGAAUUCCUCUUGAGUGCUAUGCUGUCUUCAAAACAUAAAUUUAUAAGAACCAUAAGUGCUGGUAUUUAUUCACUUCCCCAUCACGAUGUAAAUCUUCUGAACUGCCUUUUUUAAAAAGAAGAAGAAGAAAAAUAAAAGGAAACACAAUCAGGAUUCUA
Molecule: messenger RNA, 1762 nt
Organism: Equus caballus (horse)
Lineage: Eukaryota; Metazoa; Chordata; Mammalia; Perissodactyla; Equidae
Source: RefSeq, a predicted model, not a curated record